CCGCUCGGCUCCGCCAUGCGCCCGCCAGCCCCGCGGGCCCGGCCGCGCUCAGCGCCGCCACCUCCGCCCCGCGUGUCCCCGUGUCCCCUCCGCCCCGCGCCGCCUCGUGCCGCGCUCCUGGGGGCGGGGCUGUGGCGUCACCGUUGCAAUAGGAACUGGGGGGAAACACAUGAGGAGCUUGAUACUUCUACUGAAAAUGCUGAUGAUUCUAACCACGAUCCUCAGUUUGAGCCCAUAGUUUCACUUCCUGAGCAAGAAAUAAAAACUCUGGAAGAGGAUGAGGAAGAACUCUUUAAGAUGCGAGCAAAGCUAUUCCGGUUUGCAUCUGAGAAUGAACUUCCAGAAUGGAAAGAACGAGGAACUGGUGAUGUGAAACUCCUGAAACACAAGGAGAAGGGAACAAUUCGCCUCCUCAUGAGGAGGGAUAAAACCCUAAAAAUCUGUGCAAACCAUUAUAUCACACCUUUAAUGGAGCUGAGGCCUAAUGCUGGGAGCGACCGGGCAUGGGUUUGGAACACACAUGCUGACUUUGCAGAUGAAAGCCCCAAGCCUGAACUUCUGGCAAUCCGAUUUUUAAAUGCAGAAAAUGCACAGAAAUUCAAGGCAAAAUUUGAAGAAUGCAGGAAUGAAGUAGACAAGAGAGCAAAGAAAGCAGGCACAGACAAAAAUGAUAGUGCUGAUAAAGUUGCUGAAAAACUAGAAGAGCUUUCUGUAAAGGAAGAGAGCAAAGAAUCUGAGAAGAAAGAGACCAAGGAAAAAAAUGAAGAAAAGCAAUAAAUCAUCCUGGGCCUUGCAGUUUUUCCUUUACUUUUAUCUUUCUUUUUUUCUUUUUUUUUUCUUUUUUUUUAAUUUUUACAAGGGACUUUAUAAGAAACUGAAUUCAACGUUCAGGUUGUUUUUUCUAAACUUCCACCCUUUUGAAGAUGUCUUCAGAAAAUCCAUUCCCCAGUCAUGAAAAUGUACUGUGCUAACUUUCUUUUCCAUAGUGGAAACACUUAUUUAUAGUCAUCCAAAAGAGUGAAUAAAGCAAACUUGAAAACAGCAUCAGAGGACAGAACUGGGUUUUCUAUGUACUUUAAAAGCUUAUGAAUACACUUGUUUUGUUGGGUGUUGAGAUACAUAUCAUACCUGUGGAUUAACUAGGUUAACAGACUUUGCCAUCAGGGAAGAUUGUGAUUACAUACACGUUUCUUAUAUGGCUUCUCAAACUGUAAUACAACAGACGUUUCACAUUUUUUUCUGCUGUGUUCCUAAGCAGAGAACGUGCCUGUGAUUCUCGAAAUGCAGCAGACUUCUGGAAUCAGGCGCUAGAGCAUUCCUGGCACGCUGUUAAUGCCGUUUCAUCAGACAGUGGCAAUAAAGGUGGGGGAGAAAAGGUAUUAUGUGAGACUUAAGAUGUAUUUUCCUCUUAGAAAACAAAAUCCAUGCCCCCCACCCAGUUUGUGAAUAUUAUGGCCAUUUGACUUCAGCACAAAGUUGCUGCUGUGGUCCCAGAUCCUCCGUACUGACGGAAGGCAGUAGCGGCCUCUUAUACUAAGGUGUAUGCAAAGGAAUCUUAACUGUUUGAGUACCUUACUAUGAGAAUCCCUGUGUCAGAAUAUCAUGAAAGUUAUACUCAACGUUUAUAAGUUAUUUUAUUUUUGGUACUUAGCAGCUUUCAUUGUUUUUCCCGACUGGAGAGGGUUUGAAUUUGUCAGAAGCAUGGAGGGCUGCUCUUCUUGGAGAGUGACAGUCUGAUAUUCGCUUUGGAACAGUUAGGGAUGUUGUGUAUCCACUUGAGGAGCACUCUCUGUGCCAGAGUGGGCAAAUUGAUCAGGUCUCUUCCCUGCAAAUGCUUUUUCUUCAGCUGGUUUUAAGUUAGUGCUAGAGAAUCGGAAAAUAAACUACAGAAAGCAAUAAAAUCCACACUAUUUUAAACUUUGAUAGAUUAAUUGAACUUCAUGGUUAACCACUAACACAGGGAUAGUGUUAAGAUAGCAAUGGAGUUGUGUAAUACUGUUUCCAAAAUAAUUAUGCGAACUGGACAGAAGUUGCUAAACUUUAAGACUGUAUGAUGUUAGUAUUGGAUAGCAAGACCUCUCUAUCUUCAUAAGGAGGCUCUGUAGGUAGAUCAGACCCUGCAGUCUACCUGAGGAAAGAAAAUAUAGUUUUAAAAUCUUGUAUUUCUACUUAGCACUGCCUUUUGGUGCUACAAUGAACUAGUAAUCUGGAACUGUAAUUAAGGUACUCGAAACAAAGUAAUUCCUUUGGUGUUGUGCAUGUUCCCUUCAAGUACAGCAGAUAUCAGAACUCUGUUAAUUAACAAAGAUGGUCGAAAGGCAAAAUAAAAUGCUCUUUAGUGUUUCUAGUUUGGAAAUAACAAGACAAAGCUAUUCUGAAGUACUUCACAUUUGAAUGUAAAAGCCAAAUCUCUAUCCGUGAGUCACUUGUAAACUCUGAUCUGAUAAUGUCAGUGUGUCUCAAUUGGUAGAAAUUACAUUUAAAAAUUCAAAAUAAAUUUAAAUUUUCAUUUAAA
Messenger RNA from Columba livia (rock pigeon), 2515 nucleotides. RefSeq names its product RAN binding protein 1 (gene RANBP1). Bases 16 to 777 code for a protein of 253 amino acids. The record is from RefSeq and is a predicted model, not a curated record. NCBI's taxonomy places the organism in Eukaryota, Metazoa, Chordata, Aves, Columbiformes, Columbidae. Gene Ontology annotation, biological process: positive regulation of mitotic centrosome separation; nucleocytoplasmic transport. Gene Ontology annotation, molecular function: GTPase activator activity. Gene Ontology annotation, cellular component: cytoplasm; centrosome; nuclear pore. The transcript is spliced from 6 exons.